Molecule: messenger RNA, 612 nt
Organism: Gloeophyllum trabeum ATCC 11539
Lineage: Eukaryota; Fungi; Basidiomycota; Agaricomycetes; Gloeophyllales; Gloeophyllaceae
Exons: 1
Source: RefSeq, a predicted model, not a curated record
UCAUAUUCCACCACCCCACGUUCACCCCAGUCAGAAACCUCUGACGAUAUCUAUCCACCCGACCUAAAUCCCAUAGCCAUCCAAACCCUAAUUGCCAGAGCAAUGGCAGGCGAAGACGACCAGAAAGAAAGGAAAGGGCAUGUUGCUAAGCCCGAGUACUUCGACGGAAACAAGGCCAAGUUCAAGGCCUGGUGGAGACAGGUACUCACGUACCUGAGAAACAAUAAGAAGGAUUUCGGUACGGACGAUGAGAAGAUCGACUUCGUCAUCUCAUAUCUCAGAGGCCCCAAGGCAGAAGUUUGGUCGCAAAACUAUUACGAUCAACACUUCAGAGAGGAGACAGAAAGCUGGGGAAAGACAUGGGCGGUUUUCAAAACGGAGAUUACCAACGCGUUUCAGGAUUUGAAUCUUGCUGCACAGGCACAGAUCGAGAUUGACCAUCUGCGCCAAGGACAGAGACCAGUUGAAGAGUAUUUUCAGGAAUUGGAAAUACUAAUGACGCAAGCCGGGUACAAGAAAGAAGAUCAGUAUAUCCUGAAAACCGUCCGUACCAGCGUCAACGAGGCACUUGUCGACAAGGUUUACGGACAAGUCACGGUGCCAAUGACAUAC